Molecule: messenger RNA, 1791 nt
Organism: Corylus avellana
Lineage: Eukaryota; Viridiplantae; Streptophyta; Magnoliopsida; Fagales; Betulaceae
Source: RefSeq, a predicted model, not a curated record
AUGGAGAUGAAUAUGCUCAAAUUGUUUUUAAGUCAUAAUGCACGUUUUUCUGAAGAGCUUGAUGUUCUCCCUCAUAACUUAAGAGUGCUUUAUUGGCGUGAAUAUCCUGGAGAAUCUUUUCUAUUACAAUCCAAUGUUCGUGGAGAUAACCUUGUUGUUUUGGGAAUGCCUUAUAGUUAUCUAGAGGGAUUGAAUGGAGUUGAGAUUUUCCAAAAAUUGACAAUCAUGAAUUUCACUAAUUGUCAAUUCCUAAAAGAAGUCCCUGAUAUUUUAAGGAUCUCAAAUUUAGUGACAUUGAUUCUUGAUGGUUGUGUACGUUUAGAAGAAGUUCAUUGUUCUGUCGGAUUCCUUAAAAAGCUCGUUUAUUUGAGUCUUGAAAACUGUUUUUCUCUUAGGAGUUUUCCUAGAAGCCUCAAGUUGAUAUCUCUAGAAUCUCUUAUCCUUUAUGGCUGCUCAAGGAUUAAGAACUUUCCUGAAAUUGGGUGUCGAAUGGAACAUUUAAAGAAGAUCGACUUUCAAUAUACUGGUAUAAAGGAACUACCUUCAUCCAUUGAACACCUCGUUGGGGUUAGAGAGUUAUAUCUAGCUGGUUGCAAAAGACUUGGGGGUCUUCCAGAUAACAUUGAGCAUUUGAAAAAUUUAGAGUGUCUCAAUCUCAUUGGUUGUACUCAAAUAAAAAGGCUGAGUUCAUUCAUUGGGUGGCUUUUUGGGGUUAAAAAAUUAGAUCUAAGCGGUUGCACUAACCUCAUGCGUCUCCCAAAUAGCAUUUAUCAGUUGAAAUAUUUAGAGCAACUUAAUCUCCAGGACUGUUCACAAAUGGUUAGGUUUCCUGCUAACAGACAAAUGAGACAAUCCAUGCCCUCUAAUGAUGGUUAUUCCUCGUUGUCAUUUCCAAAACUUCAACAGUUGGAUCUUAGAAAUUGUUCCCUAUCAAGAUCAAAUUUCUUUAAGAAAUUUGAUUGUGGUUCCUCGAUGAACCGUUUAGAUCUAUCGGGGAGUGAUAUUAAUAUCCUUCCUCCAUGCAUCAAAAGAUUUGUUGGAUUAAAGUGGCUUUUACUGAAUGAAUGCAAGCAACUUCGAAAUAUUUCAGAACUUCCACAAAAUGUAAAAGCAGUAUAUGCGCGUGGAUGCACGGCAUUGAAAAGAUUUCAAUUUAAUAUAUACCCAGCACUUGGAUGGAUUGACUUGUCCAAUUGUCGUGAAUUGCGUGAAAAUAUGGGGAAUGAUAUGCAAACUCAUUUAAUGAGUGAGGGACGUGUGGAGGACCAUAAAUUUGCAUGUGUGUUUCCAGGAAAUAAGAUUUCAGAUUGGUUCGACCAUCGUCAAGAAGUUGUAAACAGUAAUUCAUGCAAAAUAUAUAUUAAUCAGCUUGCACAUUUGGAUUGGAAGAUCACAAGAAUUGCUUUCUCUGCUGUUAUCGGAACAAAAGCAGAUAUCCCUGAUGUACAAGAUGGAAUAUAUUCGGAUGGACAAGAUGAAGAUAAUGAAAAUUUUGAAAUUAUCUUUGAAGUCAUUAGGGAUGGUGAAAAAAUCUAUUCUUUUGUGGAGGAAAAUAUCUCUCAUCGAUUUCACUCAGAUCAUGUAUGGUUGCAUUAUUCUGUUCCGGAUUCUUUUAAGUUAAAGGGGGAUAAUCUUCAAGUUAAAUUUCAGCUAAGAUAUGAAGAGAAAGUGGAAGAUGUAAUGGAUGGUGAUCAACUUUCUAAGAGACGCCGUGGUGGUGAUGAUGAUAAUGGCUACUUGGAAUCCACUUGGUACCCACAAAAGAGGCAUUGUUCAACCUUGGGCACUUGA